AUGAGGCUUUCUGUUGGACUUGCAAAGCCAUGCACAGUCCCACCCACUAGAGACAUGACAUUGGUGGGCUGCACUCUCACUCAGCCCAUAAAACUCAACAAAAAGUUCAUACCAAACCAACCUCUGAAGAAAUGGCAAGGCUUGCUUGACCCGGUUCGCCACGAUUCCACUGCGUCCAGACCGGUUAGACUAAGACAGAAAUGGAUGGAAAUUCAAGGUAUUCGAAACUGGGAAGGUUUGCUUGACCCUCUUGAUGAUAAUUUACGUGGAGAAAUUCUUCGAUAUGGAGACUUUGUCGAUGCUGCAUAUAAGUCCUUUGACUUUGAUCCUUCAUCACCCACCUAUGCAACCUGCCGGUUCCCAAAGAGCACAUUGUUUGAACGGUCCGGUUUACCGGAUACUGGUUACCGGCUAACCAAACAUCUGCGUGCAACAUCGGGAAUCCAACUCCCACGUUGGACGGAAAAAGCACCUAAUUGGAUGUUUACCCAGUCCAGUUGGAUUGGAUAUGUAGCCGUUUCUCAAAACAAGGCAGAAAUCACGAGGCUAGGACGCAGAGACGUGGUGAUUGCCUUUAGAGGUACUGCCACUUGCCUUGAAUGGCUGGAGAAUCUUAGAGCAACCCUUACUCAACUGCCAGAUACAGAUUGUGAAAAAAAGGGUUCUGACGAGUGUGGACCCAUGGUAGAAAGUGGAUUCUUGAGCCUUUACACUUCAGGAACAACAAUGGGUCCUAGCUUGCAAGAAAUGGUGCGUCUAGAGAUCAAAAGGCUACUCCAAACUUAUGGAGACGAAACUCUUAGCUUAACCGUUACAGGUCACAGUCUUGGGGCUGCACUUGCUACCCUUGCAGCUUAUGACAUUAAGACUGCAUUCAACCGUUCGCCACUUGUGACUGUCAUUUCUUUCGGAGGUCCGCGUGUUGGUAACCGGAGUUUCAGACAGCACCUGGAAAAACAAGGAACCAAAGUCCUGCGUAUAGUAAAUUCAGAUGAUGUAAUAACAAAAGUACCUGGAUUUGUAAUUGAUGGAGAGAAUGACUUGGCAAAUAAAGGAGACCCCAAUAUGGCGAGCUUGCCUAGUUGGAUCCAAAAAAAGGUCGAGGAUACACAAUGGGUCUAUGCAGAAGUUGGGAGAGAGCUAAGACUUAGUAGCAAGGAUUCUCCAUAUCUCAAUGGCUUCAAUGUAGCAACAUGUCAUGAUUUGAAGACUUACCUGCAUUUGGUGGAUCGAUUUGUAAGCUCCUCUUGUCCAUUUAGAGCGAAAGCAAACCAAAGAGGUUUUCUUAGUAACCACAUUAAUUAG
Dovyalis caffra is the source of this 1305-nucleotide messenger RNA. The record is from the annotation of a GenBank genome assembly. NCBI's taxonomy places the organism in Eukaryota, Viridiplantae, Streptophyta, Magnoliopsida, Malpighiales, Salicaceae.